Globicephala melas (long-finned pilot whale) is the source of this 2249-nucleotide messenger RNA. RefSeq names its product NK3 homeobox 1 (gene NKX3-1). Gene Ontology annotation, biological process: cell differentiation; regulation of transcription by RNA polymerase II. Gene Ontology annotation, cellular component: nucleus. NCBI's taxonomy places the organism in Eukaryota, Metazoa, Chordata, Mammalia, Artiodactyla, Delphinidae. Gene Ontology annotation, molecular function: RNA polymerase II cis-regulatory region sequence-specific DNA binding; DNA-binding transcription factor activity, RNA polymerase II-specific. The record is from RefSeq and is a predicted model, not a curated record.
GCAUCCGCAGGGGCCUGAGCCUGGGCGCCGGAGCCGAACCUCGGGGAUGCUUCGGACUCCCGAGCCGCGGCCCGGGGAGGCGGGGGCAGCUAGCUGCAGCCCCCGGGCCGUGCCGCCCACCCAGUCCAAGCCGCUCACCUCCUUCCUCAUCCAGGAUAUCCUGCGGGAAGGCGCUGAUCGGCGCGCAGGUCACGCGGGCAGCCCGCAGCCCCCGCGCCAGCCUGACCGGAGGCGAGACCCUGAGCCGGAGCCCGAGGGAGGAAGAGGAGGCGCCGGGGCUCCGGAGGACCAGCCGAGAGCCCGGCCCCGCGCUGCGCGCGGGGAGGCAGAGCAGCCGGCGGAGACCGAGCCACACAGGCACUUUGAGACUUAUCUGUUGGACUGGGAAAACACUCGGGACGCCUCACCGAGCCUGCCCCCAGCCCCUAAGCAGCCACAGAAGCGCUCCCGGGUCGCCUUCUCGCACAAUCAGGUCGUUGAGUUGGAGAGGAAGUUCAGUCACCAGAAGUAUCUGUCAGCUCCCGAAAGGGCUCACCUGGCCAAGAACCUCAAGCUCACGGAGACCCAAGUGAAAAUAUGGUUCCAGAACAGACGCUAUAAGACCAAGCGGAAGCAGCUCACCUCAGACCUGGGAGACCUGGAGAAGCAUCCUUCCUUGCCAGCUCUGAAAGAGGAGGGCUUCUCGCGGGGCUCCCUCAUCUCCAUGCAUAACGCCUACCCUUACUACCCCUACCUUUACUGCUUGGCAGGCUGGAGCCCAGCUUUCUGGUAACGCCUCCGACAACCACGAGGGAUCAAGAACCGCCUUCCCCAGGUGGCCCCUCUGGAAGGCAAAAGGGCCCGGGGUCAGGGAGCAGCAAGAGGUGCGAGACCAAAACUGUUGGAGGUUUGCAUGGAAAUCCCAGAUUCUUCACGAGUGGGCCAACGAAAGAUCUGGGACACGGAAUGAUUUAGUAUCCAAAUACUUCCCCCAACACAGAACGUACGUCAUUUUUGCUUUUUAGAGACCUGCUUGAAGUAGAGAGGGAUAAAGCCAAGUGCUGUUUCUAGCACUUUGGGUGAUUUUGUAGGAGGUGUCCACGUCACUUCCGAGGAUUCUGUUUCCUCCAGCUCCACCCUCUUGUGUAACUGACCAUCCACUCUGACAGAGCACACCCGAAGGGGGAGGGGGGCGGGGAAGGACGGCUAAUAAGAGGAUGUCACCUACUGAAUUAAACCGAAGGUCAGAAGCCUCUCGUUGACCUUGGACUAUGACCAAGGUUUCUCUCUGUCCCUGGAAGAGAGAGGGACAUGGAGAAUCCCAUAGAGAAGCCUGUCGUGCUCAGCGCAGGUUGGCACGGGAUACGGAGGUGGGUAGGAAGAGAUGAAAAUAGAAGCUUUUUAUUAUUCCUUUUUAAAUAAUACGCCGACUUAAGUAUUUACAGGGUGGCCCAAGCAGAACAAGAAGCACUCACUGUGGUCUUAAGACAAGCUGUAUAAACAGAACUCUCCUGUAGGAGGUGGGCCCAGGCCAGAAGGAUCUCUGCGUGUCCAAGACAGCGGUCUAAGGGGGAGUCUCCGCAAUGCUGCUGGGGGGCAUUGCAUUUUUUUUUUUUUAAAUCAGCAAAAGGUAAAAGAUUCUCUUCUGACCUUUUUGCUCUGGGUCUGAGAAUUCAGAAUGAGACGGCUCCUGGAGUUUUCAGGCUGUAAUUCAUACUACACCAUGACAGAUCACGUAAUUCCUUAAGCUCCUUCCUUUCCCCUUUCUUUUAUUUUUUGUUCCCUUUCCACAAGUCACCCACUGAAGUUCUUCUUUUAGUCUGAUUGCACCUAACAUACACCUUCCUUAUUUAGCCUGAGAUCUGGUCUUUUUUUUUUUUUCCCCCAAAGUUUUAUCUCUCCUGGGUUUAAAAAAAGUAGGGGGUGAGCAGAUUCUGAAUUGGCUAAAAGACAUGCGUUAUUUAAAAAAACUAGCAAUUCUUAUGUCUUUCCUUUAAAAAUAUACAGCAUUAAAUCCCAAAUCCUAUUUAAAGACUUGACAGCUCCAGAAGGUCACUGCUGCUUUUAUAGGACUUUCUGGUGGCUCUGUUGUUACAGCUCAAAGUCUGAGAACCCUUUGGGAUCCCUGCAGGCAGAGGAGGUAAGAGGUAUGGAGUUUCACACUCAAGGAUGAAUACAGCGCAGAGUGAAGGGUCAGGCGCCCGUAGAGCUGUCUAGUGGACAUUGAAGGCUCAGGGGUGGAGCGUGGAGAAUAGGGGCCUGGACCUUAG